AUGGACAUCAACGGCGACGGCGACAAGCCUAGGCCAGCUGCGCCAUCUGAACCCAUAUCGCCCGCGCCCUCAUCGUCGGCUGUUCCCAAGACUUCCACCUCGAGGGUUGCUUCACCAAUUCGUGCUCCUACGCCUGACUCUGUGCGUGCUAUAGUUGUCAAGAGCCCAGUUCCUGAGAGCGCGCCUGACAAUGCUACAAAUGGCGUGUCCUUGACUUCAGCGCCCCAAGUCACAUCAACACCUAAGAUGCAGCGAUCACCAUUACCGUCUAUUUCAGCUUCAGCUCCAGCUCCAGUUGUUAAGGAACGCGUGCCAUCACCCGCGACUGCGACUGUGACUGCGACUCCGACCAGCCCCAUGCCCUCGGCAAGCAGUUUUAAGAGAAAAUCACCAGUUCUUCCUACAGCGAGUUCGGCUAGAAGCCCAUCACCAAGACUGGGCAACGGUCGCAAAAUCUCAAUCGGGGACGGGGAGGCAGAAAGCGAGCUUAGUGAUCCAGCAAGCACUGUUCAUUCUCCCUCUGGCGCCGACUUUAACGAGCUUGAAGACGAGAUCAUAGUGGGAGCACGCACUAACGGCAUGCGGAAGUCAUCUCCCCUUCGGCCAGCAUCUGAACCUGAUGACGAGAUUAUGGCAGAUGCUGACGAUGAGCCCAUCGUUUCUCAUUAUCCAAAACGGAAGCGAAACUCCAUUUUUCAUGACCUGAGCGAACGCAAAAUACUUGCAGACGAACGACAACCUUCGUCAACUACUACAAAAGCUAAGGCGUCCCGAUCUAGCUCAGGAGGUAUCAAGGGUGUUGUAAUCGGCUAUUGGAGAGAUUCAACUACCCCCAAAGAUCUCAAUCAUGCCGUUAUCGGCUUCAUGGACGUGCGUGAACGUCUACGGACUAGGAUACAAGCCAACACCAUAGAUGGCGAACCUCUGCCGGAUAUAUAUCCCUUGCCACCAGGCCCUGGAGGCAGCUGGGUGACCUUCGAGCGAAUUGUGUUUUUAGACCACCUUGUUGGACUGGACCAUACUCAAAUCAAGGAGUAUGUAAAAAUACGAUCAGAAAAGACAGGGAUCGAAGAGACCCAGGCAGAGAAAGUCGCCGCAGAGGCAGAAGCAGUCAGAGAAGCGUGUCGCCGAGCCAAGUUAAAUCCUGCUGCUGAGAAUGCCCAGAAUCCACCUCAAAUUGCAUAUGGUGUUGAUCUCCCCGAACACCUGCAGCGAGAUCGCGAUCCAAAGAGGAGAAGAACUGGUGGAGAGUUCGCACCAGUCAUUACUGUUCCUUCAAACGGCCCCACGAUUGAACACACCCCAAUUCAACCAGCGCCUGGUGGUCCUCAGCCUGUACGAAAUGUUGUUGAUCCUCUCCCAGGGACUCGACCUACGCGCAUUCUUAUAGGUCAUUGGGAAAAGUCUGAUGCGUCAAACCCCAAUGAUCGCCACGCAGUUUACGGGAUUUUGGGGCAGAAUGACAUGUUUCGCGUCAAGCUAGUACGAGAAACCCGGGACGGGCGCGUAUGCGAAGCGAACUUCCCUCAGGGGGCUGGUGCUCUUUGGAUACCUUACGAAGAAGUCGCCUUUGAGCCGCAUCUGCGGUCUUUGGCGCGGAACGAGGUGAAGGAGUAUUGCCGCGUACGACAAUGGCAGAUUGAUCAUGGAGAGGCACCUGAGGAGAUCACGGCAAACGAGACCCGCGCUGUAAACGAAGCCCAAGCGAGGAUUGCUGGGACAAACCACAAAACCCCUGCUCCUUUGUCUAUUGCGCCAGCCCUGCCUCGCCGUCCAGAUGACUACACCGAAGAAACUGGUCAGAAUGGACGAUACUCUGGUGGACAUGAACUUCGCCAGAGUCGCCGCGUCGAGGCGGCUAGGGCUGAAGCACGCCCGACACGCCAAUACCCUGUCGAGUACGACACCUCUCAGCCCCCCGCAGUUUCGCGUGCAGCCACGAGCAAGGCAUCACAGAACAGCAACGCACUUGAACGAACUUCGGCUUUAGCCGAGCGUGAGAUCUCUCGCGUUGAGCUUGCGCAGGAGCGUGCUCAUCUUCAAGCUGUAAACCGUGAGCGGGCAGCGGUGGCAGCAGCUCAGGCGACUGCCGCUGCAGCCGCCACCAUUCCUGGUCUAGACGUCAAUGGCCGCCAACAAUUCCAUGAAAGGGAGGAAGUGCAACGUCUCAACAAGGUUUGGGCACGCCAGGAAAGUCUUCGCAUAAGAACCAGUGCCGAUGAUGCAAAGAUGUUCGGUGGAAUCAAAUACGAACGCAAGGCCACCGGACCGUUUACAGGGAAACUGGUAUCUCAAGGGACAAUCAUCAACAUUGAUGGCGAAGACUACGUGGAAUAUCGUGUGCUCACGAAGCCAUCAUUUUUCUAG
Fusarium sp. VM40 is the source of this 2367-nucleotide messenger RNA. Lineage: Eukaryota; Fungi; Ascomycota; Sordariomycetes; Hypocreales; Nectriaceae. The record is from the annotation of a GenBank genome assembly.